Molecule: messenger RNA, 1028 nt
Organism: Rhizopus microsporus ATCC 52813
Lineage: Eukaryota; Fungi; Mucoromycota; Mucoromycetes; Mucorales; Rhizopodaceae
Product: exosome non-catalytic core subunit RRP40
Exons: 2
Coding region: 42-731 (229 amino acids)
Biological process (GO): nuclear polyadenylation-dependent rRNA catabolic process; exonucleolytic trimming to generate mature 3'-end of 5.8S rRNA from tricistronic rRNA transcript (SSU-rRNA, 5.8S rRNA, LSU-rRNA); poly(A)-dependent snoRNA 3'-end processing
Cellular component (GO): cytoplasmic exosome (RNase complex); nuclear exosome (RNase complex)
Molecular function (GO): RNA binding
Source: RefSeq, a predicted model, not a curated record
CUCUUCUUUUUUUUUCCUUUCUUUCUUUUUCGUUUGAUUGAAUGAUGGAUGUCGAUUUGCACAUCGUUCUGCCAGGGGAUCUGAUUUCAGUUGAUACUGAAUCUAAAGUUGUGCUAGGACCUGGAUUAAGACAAGAAGGAGAAGACGUGGUUGCGACAAAGGCUGGCAUUUUGCGACACAUAGAAUCAGGCAAUCGAUGGUGGAUUGAAAGCAACCAAAAGAGAUACAUUGCAUCAACAGGUGAAUCUGUCAUUGGUACAGUGACAGCCAAAUUGGGAGAGUACUUUCGUGUUGAUAUUGGUACAGCCCAUGCUGCCGUGCUGCCCAUGUUGGCGUUUGAAAAUGCAACCAAACGUUACAAACCUAAUAUACAAGUUCGCUCCUUAGUUUACUGCAGAGUAUCCAUGGCUAACCGUGAUAUGGAAUCAGAACUUGAAUGUGUUAACCCUACAACUGGAAAAGCAGACGGCUUUGGUGAAUUAGUAGGAGGAUAUGUAUUCAAUUGUUCCUUGGGAUUGUGUAGAAGACUACUGAAUCCAAACACACCCAUGCUGACCUUACUGGGAGAACAUUUUCCUUUUGAAAUAGCAGUUGGAAUGAAUGGUCGUGUCUGGAUCAACUCUGAGGAACCCAAGGUGACUAUCUUGAUUGCAAACGCUAUCCAACAUUCAGAAUACCUAAGUGAAGAAGAGUGUCGACAGAUGGUGAAGGACCUCAUAAGCAAACUAUAAAUUCUUGUAAAUAAAUAAUAAAUCACAGCAAUUCAAAGGGUAGGCAAAGAAAAGCCUAAAUACCCCUUUUAUUGGUUCACUAACAAACCUUUUCUUUUCCUCUUUUUAUUUAUUAUACAAGCAUGAAUUCACAACACGCUAAAGAUUAUCUUGUGAUGAUUGUUAUCAAUGCUAAACUUGAGUAGAGCAUGAAUCAGUAUCGUUCAGUAUGUGAUUGUAAUAAAGACCUAUUGACAUCAACUAUCGACCCUGUUGGCAUAAAAUUGCUCUAAUUGAAAAGGAACUGCUUUGCUACAU